AUGGUCGUCAUCAAGGGCGGUGGCCAGACGUACGCCGUCGGCAAUGGCCGUCAGAUGGAGUGGGACGAGGUGCCGGAGUCUUUCAAGAAGAACCUGGCCGAGCAAAAGGAAAUGGAGAAGUGCAUGGACCUCAGAGCCAAGGCACAGCGCUGCAUCAGCGAUCAGGGCUUCUGGGCACCGGACUGCGUCCAUCUCACCGAGGCCUUCCACCUCUGCCAGUCGCACGAGCUCACGCGAACAGAGCUGACGCAGCGCAAGGGGGCGGAGUCGUAG
Leishmania major strain Friedlin is the source of this 273-nucleotide messenger RNA. RefSeq lists its product as hypothetical. The transcript has a single exon. NCBI's taxonomy places the organism in Eukaryota, Euglenozoa, Kinetoplastea, Trypanosomatida, Trypanosomatidae. The record is from RefSeq and is a predicted model, not a curated record. Bases 1 to 273 code for a protein of 90 amino acids.